UUAUUCACAGAAGAAAGCAGGUAGUAUACUGUUACAAUACUACAGUAGAAAGUCAGAAGGUCACAGAGCGAGCAGGGUAACUGAAACAACUUGAAACUGCUUGGCCCCCUUUAAAAAGAAAUAAUAAAAUGGGAGAGAAUGAAACAGGUUUACCUAACACAUCCUUGCAAGGUAAAAAGAUGGCCUAUCAAAAGGUCAAUGCAGAUCAAAGAGGUCCAGGACAUUCACAAUACUUAGACAAUGAUGACCUUCAAGCUACUGCCCUUGACUUAGAAUGGGACAUGGAAAAGGAACUGGAAGAGCCUGGUUUUGACCAGUUCCAACUAGACAGUACUGAGAAUCAGAACCUGGAGAAUUCAGAGACUGUGGACCUCAGUCUUGAUUCCAUUCAACCAGCAACUUCACCCAAAGGCAGGUUUCAGCGACUUCAAGAAGAGCCUGACUAUGCUACCCGUUAUUCAAGAUCUGCGCCAAAGAGCAACCACUACAACUUUUGCUGCCUUUUAAAAAUACUUUGUAUGGCCAUCAUUUUAUUUAUUUUUGGAAUUUUGAUAGGCUAUUAUGCACAUGAAAAUUGCCCUUCAAAUGCUACAUCUUCAGGAACAAUUGAUCUUCAGUUAUACCAAGAGAUUCUCAAGACAAUCCAAGCAGAAGACAUUAAGAAAUCUUUCAGAAAUUUGGUACAGCUGUACAAAAGUGAAGAUGACACGGAGAUUUCAAAGGAGAUCAAGACUCAGUGGACGUCUUUGGGCCUGGAAGAUAUACAGUUUGUCAAUUACUCAGUCCUGCUUAGUCUGCCAGGCCCUUCUCCCAGCUCUGUGACUCUGAGCAGCAGCGGCCAGUGCUUUCAUCCUAAUGGCCAGCCUUGCAGUGAAGCCAGAAAACAUAGCAGCCAAGAUCUGCUCUACUCAUACGCAGCCUAUUCUGCCAAAGGAACUCUCGAGGCUGAAGUCAUUGAUGUAAGUUAUGGAAAUGCAGAUGAUUUAAAAAGGAUUAAAAAAAUGAAAAAUACAACAAACCAGAUUGCACUCCUAAAACUGGGAAAAUUGCCACUACUUUAUAAGCUUUCCUUAUUGGAAAAAGCUGGAUUUGGAGGUGUCCUUCUAUAUAUCGAUCCCUGCGAUUUACCAAAGACUGCCAAUCUCAGCUAUGAUACCUUCAUGGUGUCACUGAAUCCAGGAGGAGACCCUUCAACGCCUGGUUACCCAAGUAUCAAUGGAAGCUUUAGACAAAACCGAUCAAACCUCACCUCUCUACUAGUGCAACCCAUCUCAGCAUCACUCGUUGCAAAACUGAUCUCUUCCCCAAAUGACAGAACCAAAAAUGGGGUCUGUAGCCCUCUAGAACUUCCAAAUAAUGAAGAAAGAAUUAUCAACAUGCAAGUUCAGACAGUCACAAAAUUCAAAACAGUUACUAAUGUUGUUGGAUAUUUAAAGGGCUUGACUUCUCCAGACCGGUAUAUUAUAGUUGGCAGCCACCAUCAUACUGCAUACAGUUAUAGUGGACAAGAAUGGGCCAGUAGCACUGCCAUAAUCACAGCUUUUAUCCGGUCCUUGAUGUUAAGAGUUAAGAGAGGGUGGAGACCAAACCGCAGUAUUGUUUUCUGUUCCUGGGGAGGAACAGCUUUUGGCAAUAUUGGCUCAUAUGAAUGGGGAGAGGAUUUCAAGAAGGUUCUGCAGAAAAAUGUUGUGGCUUAUGUUAGUCUCCAUAGUCCCAUAAGGGGUAACUUAAGUCUAUAUUCUGUAGCUUCACCAUCUCUUCAGCAACUGGUAGCAGAGAAAAAUAAUUUCAACUGUUCCAGAAGAGCUCAGUGCCCAGACACAAAUGUCAGUUCUGUGCAGAUACAAGGUGAUGCCAAUUAUUUCAUCAACCAUCUUGGAGUUCCUGCUUUGCAGUUUGCUUAUGAAGACAUCAAGGCAUUACAGGGUCCAAGUUUUCUCUCUGAGGCUCUUUUCCCUAACCAUGCAAUGAAAAUUGAAGAAAUGGAUCCCUUUUUCAGCCUUCAUGAAACCAUUACCAAGCUCUCAGGAGAGGUGAUUUUGCAAAUUGCCAAUGAGCCCGUUCUGCCCUUUAAUGCUCUCGAUAUAGCAAUAGAAGUUCAAAACAGCCUUAAAGGUUAUCAACCCAACACUCAUCAACUGUUAGCCCAGGCCACACGCCUGCGGGACAGUGCUGAACUCUUUCAGUCGGACGAGAUGCGUCCUGCUAAUGAUCCAAAGGAGAGAGACCCUGUCCGGGUCAGAAUGCUAAAUGACAUUCUUCAAGACAUGGAGAAGAACUUCCUGGUACAGCAAGUGCCACCAGGGUUUUAUAGAAACAUCCUAUACCAUCUUGAUGAGAAGACAAGCCAGUUUUCAAUACUCCUGGAGGCUUGGGAGCACUGCAAGUCACUUGCAUCAAAUGAGACCCUUCAAGAAGCCGUGUCAGAGGUGUUGCACAGCAUUAAUUCAGCUCAGGUUUACUUCAAAGCAGGACUUGAUGUGUUUGAGAGUGUCUUGGUUGGAAAGAACUGAGAAAACUCUCGGCAUUUUAAAAAGUUUGUUUACAAUUCCUCAAGCAAAAGCUCUAAUAUGACCAGAUUUUCAGACAUUGAAGACUUUUUCCCCCAAUGGCUUUUUAUACCAAUCUACAGCUAUUAUAUCACAUUGUAUUUUUUAACGGACAUGUAAACAGAGCAUUUUGCACAUUUAAUAUUUUCUUAUAUUUGCAUUUCUGAAUAUGUAAAAGCAAGUUAUUGAAAUAAUGCUUAUGAUUUAUCUAUUGAAAAGAAAUCUGCUGUAUUUUUAUAUAUAUAAAAUAUUUGGGGGGAAAAGUUUCAAGAAGUUUUGGACAAUUUUUGCUCCUAUGGAUAAAAUACGUAGGAACAGAAGUUGUUCCCUAUGUUAGAGCUAUUAAUGACCUAGUUUCUGUAAUAGAAAUGGAGAGUUGAUAUGGUUUCAGAUUAACUUCACUAUUAAGUAUUCAAUAUGAAGAAUUCAAGUAUUCUGACUGAAUGAUUGGUUGACCAAAACCACUUUGAAUGUUUCUAUUUUAUGAAAUGAAGUGCCUGUCCUUAACACAACUAGAUGUAGUAAUACACUGGUUAUGAAAUCGUAUUUUUUUUUUAAGUAUUAAUGAAAAAAGAGCCAUAAACAUUCCAGGGGAAAAUCUCAAGGUAGCUGUAUAGAGCAAUUUAAAUGCAAAUUUUUUUCCUAACAACUUAAAAGGUGACUUGCUUUGAAACCUCUAAUUUGCCUCAGUUGAUUUUUUAAAAGUUUCUGAAAUGAUAUAUGUUUAAUGAGGGAAAAAAUAUUUCUUAUUUCUUUUUGUGUUGUUUCUUUUGGAAGCACUGAAACAGAGCUACUCUAAAAUUAAAGCAUCUCACAUUGCUUUUCCUUCUUGUAUCUUUUCAGAAACUCUUUUCUGUGAGGCACUUUUCACAGAAACUCUUUUCUGUAAGGCAUAUAAUUUCCACAGGAAAGUAGCAAAGAUUUUUCUUUGAAAAUCCCAAAUGUCUUAAAAAGCAUUAAAUUGCCACUUCUGCCACUGACAAAAAGGCUUAUGAAAGAAAUAGUUGUUUUAGUCAAUAAAAAAAGCUUCUUAAUUCUAUGGGGAAACUUUUGAUAUUUUUUCCUUCUUUAUCCUUAAUUGUGACUAUGAUGAAAAUGUAGAUGAUAUUCAGGUUCCAAAUUGUAUGCAGAUAAGAUAGUGUUAACAUAAGAACAUGUCUUUCCCACACUUCAAUUCUUUUCUCAUGAGGAAAAUGAAACUUUUCACACUGACAUCGUUGUUGAAUGGCUCUGGCAUUUAUUAUUCCCGGAAACCCUAGAAUUCUGUUAAGUGACAGUUUAAACUUUUAGCUUGCCCUUAGAAAUUGAUUUGGUAUUUUUUUCUUCUAAUAUUGGAUAAAGCAAAUUGCCUUAGGAAAUAUAUCUUCAGACUAUUUCACAUGAUUUUUUUUCCCCUCUACUUAACACAACAUUCAAACAUGUUUUCCUGUUAUACACCUCCAGAGCAACGUACUGACAGUUUCUUGUAUAUCUUAGUCUUUGCUUUUCAUCAUGGAUGAGUAUAAGCCUAAUCUUAGUUUAAAGGAAACCUAAAGUUGAGGGGAAGAAAUGAAUCAGUAUUGACUAAUUGAUUCAUAAGGGUCAGAUGUUUUUACCAUAAGUAAUGUUUAUUUGCUAAAAGCAAAUAAGAGAAUUGAGGAAAUUAGCUAGAUAAUUCAAGCAGAAAUCCAUUUUCAUCUGAAUUGCUUGUGUGCACAUAUUUUUACAUAGGAAAUGAAACUACCUUACUUUUCCUUCUUUAUUCUUUUUCUUCUUCUUCUUCUUCUUCUUUUUUAUUUUUUUUUUCCAAUAUAGUUGUUUGUUUGAAAGCAUUUGCCAUGUUGAGGAGUGCCUACAGAAAAGAGCUAAGAGGACAAGGCUCCUGCAUACCUCAGCUCUAGUGCCCCUUCUUGCUCCAUAGAAACCAACAACAGAAAAGAGGUGGGAGUACACAUACAGACAUGUAUUGGCCAAAGAAUAGACUACCUUUUUCCAAAGGAUAUUAAAUAUUUAAUCAAGCUUUAUGGGUUAAUUCCAGUUUUUCACUUGGACUUGAAGUUAAAGCAAAGAUAAAUAAUUAUCAGUUUGACAGUUUAUCAGUUUAGAACAAAAUCCUAGGUAAAUUCACUCCCUUUGUCUAUAAGAGCUUUGAAGCACAAAAUAUUUUUGUUUGUACAUUUUUAUUUAAUGAUUAUGUACGUAGUUACCUAGUUACCUAGUUACCACAUAUGCAAAUUAAAAAUCACAGUAUUAUGUAUUCUUCACUUCUAAAUUAUAUGGUAUUUGAUAUUUGAAAACUGAAGUUAACUGUGGAUUAACAUGUUUUUAUUAGUCUAUUGAAGAGAUUAUGUGAAGCAACGAAUGUCCACCAGUUCAAUAGAUGUAGUUCUACAUCUUUGUCUGCAACAAACCUCUUAACUAGGAAUAUUACUGCUAUGGUCUCAUACCUCAGGGUUCCUCCAAAUUUACAUAAUUAAUUUCUCCCUCCCAAUAGAUCCAAGUAAAUAAAAUACUAUGCAAGUUAAUAACAAGUGUUUUUUGGUGAACUAGUAGUAGGUUUCAAUUCUUGAUGAGAUAUCUGAGUGUCUGAUAAUUCUCAUAAUCCUUCCUACGGUAUGUAGAAUUAUAUCAAGACAUAAUUCAUAAAUGGUUAUUCUGCCAAGAAAAUGUGGCAAAUUCAUACCACUGGAACUUAGGUUCAGGAAGGUUACACAUGGGACACUGUCCUUUGUGAAAAAGCACAGAUUCUGGAGUCAAAAGGAAGCCCAGGAGACAUUCCAGUCUAAGCCCUAGCACGUUACCUUCAACCAGGGAAAACAUCAUCAGCCCAUCAGAUGCAGGAACUGAAGCCAAAGUGAUUAAGAAACUUGGCUAUUGUCACAUAUUUAAGUACCAUAGUAGCAAAAGCACUACUGGAAUUUAAGCUUCUCUGCUUUCUCAUGCAGUAAAUCCAGCUCUCUCCCUGAGAUGCUAUGGUUAUAAAUAAUCUUUUCCAGUGCAUCCUAUGCAACCGACCAUUUUAUCAAAUGCUGUAUGGGCUGGAAUCACUGCUUUAAUUAAGGACUAGCUCAUUCUCUGACUGUACCUGACCAAUAAAAACUGUGCCAGGAAAUCCAGGCAAAGGACUGCAUGCUUGGGGGCAGAGGGAAGUGGGCAGAGUUUCUACAUGACACCAGAAGUCAGGAAGGAAAGCAUUGAGUUAAAUGCUUUCAUGAGAGCAUAUUUUAAUGCAGUAUUAAAUCAGCAAUCUAAAUCAAUGUUUCUCAAAUGUGGAUUUGGGGAGUAAGGCCUAGGAAUCUUCAUCUGCCGAAAGAUUUCCCAGAUGAUCAUUAUGAACACUGAAAUUUAAGAAUUUCUAACAUACAUUA
Rhinolophus ferrumequinum (greater horseshoe bat) is the source of this 5896-nucleotide messenger RNA. RefSeq names its product N-acetylated alpha-linked acidic dipeptidase like 2 (gene NAALADL2). Lineage: Eukaryota; Metazoa; Chordata; Mammalia; Chiroptera; Rhinolophidae. The transcript has 14 exons. The record is from RefSeq and is a predicted model, not a curated record. The coding region runs from base 129 to 2513 and encodes 794 amino acids.